Molecule: messenger RNA, 2124 nt
Organism: Plectropomus leopardus (leopard coralgrouper)
Lineage: Eukaryota; Metazoa; Chordata; Actinopteri; Perciformes; Serranidae
Source: RefSeq, a predicted model, not a curated record
GGGCACCAGCAACCCACGCAGGGGAUUGUAGUUCAUGCUGCUGCAGCAAAGGAAAACAAGUAAAGUGAGGUACCUUUUAGCCUGCUUCCGUGCGUAUAAAGUAGUGUUUUCAGAUCUGGGGGCACUCUGCAGAUAGAGUAAUGCCGAAGCGUCUUGAUAAAGUCGAAAAUAAGCCUCAAGAAACGGUGGAGGAUGAAAACAAUGAGCCCGAAAGCGAGGAGUCUGAGCAGGACACAUCGGACAAUUGGAGCGAUUUGUCCGAGGCAGAGGACAUGGAUGAGGAGGACAUGGAUGAGGAGGACGACUCCACCGUCCACAUUGAGCCUGCUGACCUGCAGAAGGGAGAGAGCUGGAAUGAUGUUAAUGAUCCAGACAUCAAACCACUGCUGCCCAACUUCAAACCCGCAUGCUCACCAGGACCUCAGCUCAUACGCACAACUACGUACACAGCCCUGCAGCUGUUCCAACUUUUCUUUACUAAUUCCAUUUUACAGACAAUUGUCAGAAACACUAAUGAAUUUGGCUCUGCUAAGGCAAGCCCCUCCGGACCAUGGACUGAUCUGACACUGAAGGACAUGUUUUCAUACUUGUCCAUGGUUGUCUACAUGGGUGUAGUAAAAUUAUCCUCAUUUAAGGAUUACUGGCGAGGGGGCAAACUCUACGGCCUGCCAUUUCCUAAACAGGUAAUAACUGGUAAGAAGUUCCUCAAAAUCAGCCAGUCCAUUCACCUCAGUAGCUCUGCGAGCGAUGCUGCUAACGAGAAAAAGAGAGGCACGCCAGCCUUCGAUCGUCUCUGCAAAAUAAAGCCACUCUACGAUAAGAUUAGGGAUGCCUGCAGAAGAAACUACCACCCUGCCCAGGAAAUUACCAUCAAUGAGCGAAUGGUUGCCUCCAAAGCCCACAGUCAGCUCAAGCAACAUAUGAAAAAUAAACCUACUCGCUGGGGACACAAGCUCUUUGUUUUGGCGGACUCCACCAGUGGUUAUACAUGGGACUUUUUUGUCUAUGAGGGAAAGCUCAACGGAAACAGCGGUAAGGGGCUUGGUUAUGAGUCGGUGAUGGAGCUACUGAACAUCCGGAUGCUGGGCACUGGAUACAAGCUCUUUGUUGAUGAUUUUUUCACAAGCCCCAUCCUUUUCCGCGACCUCCUCAAGAAGCGGAUCUGGGCGUGCGGGACCAUCCGUCCAAACAAAAUUGGCUUCCCAAAGACAAAAGUUAACAGUCUGGACUCUAAAUCUCCCUGUGGCAGCAUACGCUGGAUCAGGAAGGACUCCAUCCUCUAUGUGCAGUGGCGAGACACGAGGGACGUCACUUUGUGUUCAACCUUCCACACGGCCCAUGCAAAGAACACGGUGCCACGGAGGGUCAAAGGUGCAGAUGGGCAGUGGACCUCGAAGGAUGUGCCAGUCCCUCCAGUAGUGAAGGAGUACAACCGGUUUUCGAAUGGAGUGGAUCUCUCUGACACUAUGACAGGGUACCAAAAAGUCCACCACAAGACCCAGAGGUGGUAUAAGACGUUCUUCUAUCAUUUCAUAGACAUCGCAAUUGGGAACGCCUUCCUUCUCCAGAAAGACAUUGCAAAGAGUAAAGGAGAGAAGCUCAUCAGUCAGAAGGAGUUCAGAGAGACCCUUGCAGAGCAGCUGGCAAAGGUGGGGUCUGCCCCCAUAGCCAAACCCGCACCUCCUCCUGCUCCGACUGGAGCCCAUCACAGGCCAGUGCACAUCAGUGGGAGCAGCACCGAUGGCCGCCUGAAGUGCAGGCACUGCCACUUAAAGACACCUCUGAAGUGCUCCUCCUGUGAUAUGCCUUUGUGCUUUAUUCCUGGCCGUGACUGCUAUAAUGAAUGGCAUGCUGAGAAAAACCUGUAAAAGAUGUGUAUGCAGAAAUAGUUGGCUCUGUUACACUUUUUCACUUUUUUUUUUUUUUUUUUACAAUUGUUUACUAUGACGCUUGUUUUGAAUUUUUCACAUGCACAAAGUUUUGUCUCAAGAAGGGAAAACAUACAGUGUGUUUAGGCUUCAGUUACUCUCUGUCAGCAGCUGACAGUGGAUCUGGAUAUGCAAUAUGAUACCUCGAACCGUCGCCUUUCUCAAGAGCUCAAAAUUAUGAUGGCAUAUUCAAGCA